GUUAAAUGUGGAGAUGAAAUGUGGGGGGCACUGAGGUGCAGCUCAGUGGUAGAGUCUGGCAUGUGUGAGGCCCUGGUCCAAUCUCUAAUGAGGCCAAGUUCUUGGAGAAAGCUGGUCUAGAGAUGGGCGGGGAACUGUUGACAUGGAUGGUAGCCAUGUGUCAGCAUGAGUAGCCGUAUGGUAGCAUGGGGUGGACACACAGGUGCAUUGGCAGGUAUACCAUGGGAGGAGAGGGCUGAGGAUGGAGCCCCUUGGACUGUGGUGUUUAGAGGGAUGCAGGAGCCGAGGCUCAGGGGACUCGGGGAGUUGCAAAAGAAAGAGAAUGCCUCACUGGACCUAUCUGUCAAGGUCUCUGCUCAGAGGAUGGAGACCCUAACAUUUGUUUCUGUUGCGUUCACCCUGAGGUUCUUUUCCUUCCCUCAGGGUAAGGAGUCUUCCUGCUGAGGUCCAUCUGAGUUGACCCUGAUGCUCGUGGGCAUGUUGUCUGAGGGAACUGCUGUGGUCAGGGCGGUCUCUGGGAGCCUCCCUCUCCCAAAACACCAGGUCUUAGAGGAUGCAGGAAAUAGGGAAUCACAAGACAUGUCUCUCCUCUCUGGGAACACCCAGAGACAGCUGACGGGAUCAGAGCAGAGCUGGAGCUGUUGGGCUGUGGCCGGUGGUGGGUAGGGCUUCCCUGGGCAGAAUGGGCACAGACUGGGCCCUGGCUUCCUUGGCACUGGUGUUGUUUCUUGCAGCUGGACCAGAUCUGUAUUUCUUUUGACGAAGGCAAAACCACAAUGAACUUCAUCGAGGCUGCACUGCUGAUCCAGGGCUCAGCCUGUGUCUACAGUAAGAAGGUGGAGUACCUCUACUCGCUGGUCUACCAGGCUCUCGAUUUCAUCUCUGGCAAGAGGCGAGCCAAGCAGCUGUCCUCAGCGCAGGAAGAUGGGGCCAAUGGGACCACCAGCUUGGAGGCCCCCCAGGAGGCAGAGGAUGAGUUCCUAUCGCUGGACGACUUCCCUGACUCCCGUGCUAAUGUAGAUCUGAAGAAUGACCAGGUGCCCAGUGAGCUACUUAUUGUCCCUCUCUUGCCCAUGGCCCUGGUGGCCCCUGAUGAAAUGGAGAAGAACAGCAGCCCUCUGUACAGCCACCAGGGUGAGGUCCUGGCCAGCCGGAAGGAUUUCAGGAUGAACACGUGCACCCCUCACCCCAGAGGGGCCUUCAUGCUAGAGCCAAUGGGCAUGUGCCCCAUAGAGCCUGUGGGCACGUGCACCAUACCAAGAAACCAGAAGGAUGCCAGGAGGACCGAGGAGCAGCCAAUGGACGUCUCUGGGUGCCGGAAUCCUGUCACUGUGCUUGACUUCUCCCAGCAGCCAGGCACCGCUCCAGAAGGCCUAGCGCCCAGCAGUGGAGGUGAGGAGGAGGAGGAGGAGGAGGAGGUGGCGGAGGCGGCGGCGGUGGUGGUUGACGCAGUAGAACUCCCAGAGGCCAGAGCCCCCAAGGCCACGGUGGAGCCUGAGGAGCCCAGGAGCCCCCACCAGAGUGCUGUCCUGACCAGGAGGUACAUGUUGCGGGAGCGAGCCCCGGACCCCAUGUCCCGGCUAAAGGAGACCCCAGACCCUUGGCAGAGCCUAGACCCCUUUGACUCCUUGGACUCCAAGCCCUUUAAGAAAGACAGCCCCAGCCUGACCCCAGGCAGGCCGUACUCUGUGCCCCCUUGUGUGGAAGAGGCUCCAGGACAGAAGCGCAAGAGGAAAGCCACUGCCAAGCUACAGGACUUCCACCAGUGGUACCUGGCCACCUAUGCUGACCACGCUGACAGCAGGAGGCCCCGGAGAAAAGGCCCAACUUUUGCAGACAUGGAGGUUCUGUACUGGAAGCAUGUGAAGGAGCAGCUGGAGACCCUCCGGACAUUGCAGAGGCGGGAGAUAACUGAGCGGUGGCUGCCUAGGGCUGAAGAGGGCCUGUGGCCUGCAGAGGAUGACCGCCUGGAGGAGUCCUUGGAAGACCUGGGGGCAACAGCAGACGACUUUCUGGAACCUGAAGAGUAUGUGGAGCCCGAGGAGGCAAAGCCUGGGGAGGCUGCUGACCUGGAGGCAGAGGCCAUGCCAGAGUCCCUGAGCUACGAGGAGCUGGUUCGAAGGAAUGUGGAGCUCUUCAUCGCCAACUCCCAGAAGUUUGUCCAGGAGACAGAGCUGAGCCAGCGCAUCAGGGACUGGGAAGACACCAUCCAACCCCUGCUCCUGGAGCAGGAGCAGCACGUGCCCUUUGAUAUCCACACGUACGGGGACCAGGUGAUCUCACGAUUCCCCCAGCUCAACGAGUGGUGUCCCUUUGCAGAGCUGGUGGCAGGCCAACCUGCCUUUGAGGUGUGUCGCUCCAUGCUGGCCUCCCUGCAGCUGGCCAAUGACUACACAGUGGAGAUCAGCCAACAGCCAGGGCUGGAAGCAGCUGUGGACACCAUGUCUCUGAGACUGCUUACUCACCAGCGAGCCCACAAGCGCUUCCAGACCUACACAGCUCCCUCCAUGGCCCAGCCCUAAGCAGAAGCUGUGAUGGGAGGGUGGGCCAAUUCUCCCUGUGUGCUGAGAGCUUGCUUCUGCCUCCUGGCUGGCCCAGCCUAAUAAAAGUUGUGUUGCCAUCUCACCUACCCUUAAAACAAAACCCACUGAAAUUA
This is a messenger RNA of Ictidomys tridecemlineatus (thirteen-lined ground squirrel), 2656 nucleotides long. The record is from RefSeq and is a predicted model, not a curated record. Lineage: Eukaryota; Metazoa; Chordata; Mammalia; Rodentia; Sciuridae.